CCCGCCAUGCGCCGCCGCCGCCGCUCCAGCCUCUUCCCGCCGCUCAUCCCGGAAUUCCCGGCUUUUCCCGCCUCCGUCCCGGCUUCGCCAUGAGCUCCCCGCUGCCGUUCCCGCCGGGAUCAUGAAUUCCCAGCGCUCCGACAUUCCCAGCGUUCCCAAGAUGGGCGUCCGGGCCCGCGUGGCCGAGUGGCCUCCGCGCUCCAAAGAUUCCAGGGAUUCUCCCGGCCCUUCCCGGAGCUUCCCGGGCGGCCAAUCCGCCCUCAAAGCCUUUCCCCGCCCGCCCCGGCGCCCCGCCCCGCAUUCCAAGGAGGUGGAAUUCCAGGAGGGGUUCCCGGGAAUGCCGCUGAGGCAGCGGAGCAGCAGCGAGGUGACGCUGAGCGAGUGCGAUCCCGAGGAAGCCCCGGAAAUGCGCGGGAAUUCCGCCGGCGCCGCCGGACUCUUCCGGGAAUACGGCAGCACCUCUUCCAUCGACAUCCAGGGAAUUCCCGAGCAAAGCUUCUUCGAGAUGCUCAACGAGUUCCGGACUAAGAAACCGGAGUUUUCCGGGAUCAAAGCGGAAAACCGGGAAGAGCCCCCCCAGUCCAAGGAGAAACCGCGCCGGCGCUGCCUGAAAAACGACGACUCCAUCUUCAAAAAACUCCGCAAUCCCCGGCACGACCCCGAUCCCAAAGAUCCCGACGAUUCCCGCCUUCCCGAGCCGGGAAAGUCUUGGAUUUGCCGGAAAAGUUUCGCUCAUUUCGACGUCCAGAGCAUUUUCUUCGAGGCCGUUUCGCCGGGAAUCGCCGGGACCCAGCGGCGGAACACGACCACCGGCGCUUCCGCCGCCUCCGCCGGCUCCGAUCCCGCCUUUUCCAGCACCGAGGACCUGAAUUCCAAGGAAAACUUGGAGCAGGAUCUGGGGGACAACACCAGCAACGAGCUGCUCCUGAGCUGCCCCCACUUCCGCAACGAGAUCGGCGGCGGCGCCGGAGAGCGCGACGUCAGCUUCUCCAAAUCCGCCUCCCCGCCCUUCCCGGCUGCUCCCGGCGUUUUCACGGAAUGCGGCCACGUCGGGAAGCCGACCAACGCCGGGAUCUCCGUCCUGGAGUUCCCCAAGGAGCAGCAGAGGAAUCCGGAAAGGCUCCGGAAUUACAGCGUGGAGCACGUGGAUUUGGGAGCGCGCUACUACCGGGAUUAUUUCCACGGGAAAGAACAUUCCAACUAUUUUGGCGUGGACGAGAAGCUGGGCCCGGUGGCCGUCAGCAUCCGCCGGGAAAAGCUGGAAGAGCCUUCGGAUCACGGCCCCCAGUUCCAGCACCGCCUCAUCUUCCGCACCAGCCAGCUGCCCACGCUCCGAGGCUCCAUCCUGGAGGACGCCACCCCCAGCGCGUCCAAGGCCGGCUCCAUCCGGGGGAUCCCGCUCCGGGACGUGCUGGAAUUCGUCAUUCCCGAGCUCAACAUCCACUGCCUGCGGAUGGCGCUGGCCACGCCCAAGGUCCCCGAGCAGCUGCUCAAGCUGGACGAGCAGGGGCUGUGCCGGCGGCACAAGGUGGGAAUUCUGUACUGCCGGGCGGGGCAGAGCUCGGAGGAGGAGAUGUACAACAACGAAUCCGCCGGGCCCGCGCUCGACGAGUUCCUGACGCUCCUGGGAGAGAAAGUUUCCCUCAAAUCCUUCCCCAAGUACGCGGCGCAGCUCGACACCAAGACCGACUCGACGGGCACGCACUCGCUCUACACCACGUACCAGGACUACGAGAUCAUGUUCCACGUGUCCACCAUGCUGCCCUACACCCCCAACAACCGCCAGCAGCUGCUCCGGAAGCGCCACAUCGGCAACGACAUCGUCACCAUCAUCUUCCAGGAGCCGGGCGCGCUGCCCUUCACGCCCCAGAACAUCCGCUCGCACUUCCAGCACGUCUUCAUCAUCGUCCGCGCCCACCAGCCCUGCUCCGACAGCGUCUCCUACAGCGUGGCCGUCACCCGCUCCAAGGACGUCCCUCCCUUCGGGCCCCCGCUGCCCCCGGCCGGCGUCACCUUCCGCCGCUCCGAGCUCUUCCGCGCCUUCCUGCUGGCCAAGGCCAUCAACGCCGAGAACGCCGCGCACAAAUCGCACAAGUUCCGCACCAUGGCCACGCGCACGCGCCACGAGUACCUGCGGGACCUGGCCGAGAACUACGCCGGCGGCUCCCCGCUGGACACGGCCGGCAAGUUCAACCUCAUCUCCUUGGCUUCCAAGAAGAAGGAGAAGUGCAAGGCGCGGCCGUCGGCGGAGCUGGACAGCGCCGGCGCCGUCUCCUGGCGCGUCUCCGCCUCGGAUUUCGGGCGGGGCGGGGCGGAGAUCCCGUGCGUUCUGGGGAUCUCCAAGGAAUUCGUGGUCCUGGCGGAUCUGGCGGCCAAGGAAGUGGUGUUUAACUGUUUCACCGGGGACGUGAUCGGCUGGAGCGCGGAGGGGGCGGCGCUCAGGAUCUACCACGGCCGCGGCGACCUGGUCAGCGUCCGGGCGGGCGCCGACGGAGCCGAGGGAUCGGGGGCGGAGGAGGUGAAGGAAAUCGUGCAGAGGCUCAAGGCCACCACUCCGGGCUGCGCCACGGUGGACAUGACGCUGCGGCGCAACGGGCUGGGCCAGCUGGGCUUCCACGUGCACCCCGACGGCUCCGUGGCCGAGGUGGAGGAGUACGGCUUCGCCUGGCAGGCCGGGCUGCGCCGCGGCAGCCGCCUGCUGGAGGUGUGCAAGGUGGCGGCCGUGGCGCUGAGCCACGAGCAGAUGAUCGACCUCCUGCGCACCUCGGUCACCGUCACCGUGGUCAUCGCGCCGCCGCACGACGACGGCACGCCCCGGAGGGCUUGGUCGGAGGCGCUGCCGGGGCCGGUGGAGCCCAAGGCGGAUCCGGAGCCGUUCCCGGAGCCGUUCCCGGAUCCUUUCCCGGAGCCGUUCCCGGAGCCGUUCCCGGAGCCGUUCCCGGAUCCUUUCCCGGAGCCGUUCCCGGGAGCUUUCCGGGCCCCGUUCCGGAGCGGGCCGGGCUGGCACCGCGGCGGCGCCAAACGGGCGCCGGCCCCGCCCGGAGCCGCGCACCGCGAACCUCAGCCCGGCCACGGCAAGAGGCCCCUGAGUUUCCCGGAGUCGCCUCAUUCCAGCGGCUCCUCCGCCUUCCGCCAACCUUCCGGAAGCUUCUCCGCGCCGGGAAGCGCCAAAGGGCCCCCGGAAAGGCCGCAGAGGGGGGCGGCGUUCCCGGCGGAGCCGCAUCCUGGGAAUCCUGGGAAUCCUGGGAAUUCCGGGAAUUCCGGGCACGCCGAGGCCGCCGGGAUGGGACACGAGGGCGGCGCCGAGAGGCUCAAGGCAGAGCCCCUCUGGCACAUCCCGGCUCCGGCGCGGAUUCCCGGGAAGCGCCCGGCGCGUCCCGAGCCCGGCGGGAAGGAUUCCCCCAACCGCCUGGCCAAGCAGGAGCCGCCCCAUCCCAGCCCCUCGUCCCUGUCCAGCUCUGCCUCCAGCGAGGCCGAGCCCGACUCCGGCGAUUCCCAGAAUUCCCGGAAAGGCUCCCGAGGGCCCUGGAAUUCCCAGAAAAGCUCCAAGGAUUCGGCUCCCGGCAAAUCCGGGAAUUCUGCCCUUCCCGAGGCUUUCCAAGCGACCAGGCCUCUCGGCGCUUCCCAGAUUUCGGCUCCGGGUCCCAAAUCCGGAUUUUCCCAGAGGCCGGGAAGAGCCAAAGGCGCCGCCCCCGGCUGGAGGCGCCCGGACGAGCCCCCAGAGCACAAAAGCCAGGUGAACGUGUUCGGGCAGCCGCGGCUCCGGGCGUCCCUGCGCGAUCUCCGCUCCCCCCGGCGCCUCCCCAAAUCCUCCAUCGAGGACGACCUCAAGCGCCUGAUCCUGAUGGACAAUUCCUGCCCCGAGCCCGAGCCCGCCCCGGCGCUGCCCAGGACGCUGUCGGACGAGAGCCUCUGCGGGGGGCGCGGCCCCUCCCCCACCCCGCGGCGGGAGAUUCCCAAGGAUUUCCCGGGAAGCGCCGGGAGCGGCACCCGGACCCUGCCCGGCCGCAGCGGCCACCACGGGACCGGGAAAACGGGGGCCGUGGGGCGGCUGGAGCCGGGGCUGAUCCCGCUGCCCGACACGGCCGGGCUGGAGUGGGCGACGCUGGUGAGCGCGGCCAAGGCCUACGAAGUGCAGCGCGCCGUGUCCCUGUUCUCGCUCACCGACCCCGCCCUGAGCCCGGAGCCGCCCCCCGCCCCUCCCCCACCGCGGGGGGCGCCCCUCCCCCCCCUCAGCCCCUCCCCCGCCCCCCUGGAUCUCCCGGGAAAAGUUUCCCAGUUGGAAGCGAUGCUGAAGCAGCUGCACAGCGACCUGGAGAAGGAGAAGCAGGACAAGGUUUUCCUGCAGGCCGAGGUCGCCAACCUGCGGCAGAACAACCGGCGGCUGCAGCAGGAGUCGAGCUCGGCCGCGCGGCAGCUCCGGCGCUUCGCCAGGAUCUUCUCGGGGGCCCCGGAGCACCCGGAGCCCUGACGGGAUCCUGAGGGAUCCGCCGGGAUCCGCCGGGACAGAGAAAUCCCCCUGGAUCUGCGACGUCCCCAUCGGGAUCUGCGGCUCCGGCGCUUCGCCAGGAUCUUCUCGGGAGCCCCGGAACCCGGACGGGAUCCGCCGGGAUCCACCGGGAUCCGCCGGGAUCCGCCGGGACGGGGAAACCCCCCUGGAAUUGUGAUGGAUCCCACUGGGAUCGGCGGCUCCGGCGCCUCAGCAGAGCCCUGGGAGGAUCCGGAGGGGCCUGGGAUCCAUCGGGAUCCGUUUGGGAUCAAUCGGGAUCGCUUCGGGAUCCA
Molecule: messenger RNA, 4782 nt
Organism: Pseudopodoces humilis (Tibetan ground-tit)
Lineage: Eukaryota; Metazoa; Chordata; Aves; Passeriformes; Paridae
Source: RefSeq, a predicted model, not a curated record